AUGACAGUGGUCACCGUGUUUGUCACAUCUCCCGAUACACGUUCCGAAAGACGUUAUGAUUUGCACCUCACCGUGGCGCAACUAAAGGACAAGCUUGAACUCAUCACGGGGAUCCCAGUCAGCAACCAGUCAAUCUCUGUUCUAGAUUCUGAGGAGGACACUCGAGCCGUCACCACAUUAUCCGACGAUUCGCAGCAGCUGGGUUUUUAUGGUCUGAAAGACUUCCAGGUUCUGAAAGUGGACGACACGAACCCAUCAGUAACUCUCACAGGCCAGCUUACGGACGUCUCGCAAGUGGAAAAGUUCGAGCUGAGCGAUGAAGCUUACGCACAGAGGCAAGAUACAGUGUUGCAGUACAAGCAACGCAACAAAGUUGGACGCUUUGCCCCCAAGGAGGAUGCAGAGAAAUCAGCUCCUCUUCCACACAUAGAUAUACCAAUUGGUUCUCGGUGUGAAGUUGACAGUACCGAGGAAUCUCUACAUAAACGGGGUACUGUUCGUUUCGUCGGCCCAACCAACUUUGCCAACAAGGAGGGUAUGUGGGUUGGCGUCGAAUUCGACGAGCCCAUGGGUAAGAAUGAUGGAUCAGUACACGGGGAACGUUACUUUUCAUGUCGGCCAAACUACGGCAUCUUUGUACGACCUGAUCGAGUCAAAGUUGGCGACUAUCCUGUGGAGGAACUUAACCUUGACGACGAGGAGAUGUAA
Molecule: messenger RNA, 708 nt
Organism: Pleurotus ostreatus (oyster mushroom)
Lineage: Eukaryota; Fungi; Basidiomycota; Agaricomycetes; Agaricales; Pleurotaceae
Exons: 5
Coding region: 1-708 (235 amino acids)
Biological process (GO): post-chaperonin tubulin folding pathway; tubulin complex assembly; cytoplasmic microtubule organization
Cellular component (GO): nucleus; microtubule plus-end; cytoplasm
Molecular function (GO): microtubule plus-end binding; alpha-tubulin binding
Source: RefSeq, a predicted model, not a curated record